Molecule: messenger RNA, 1269 nt
Organism: Periconia digitata
Lineage: Eukaryota; Fungi; Ascomycota; Dothideomycetes; Pleosporales; Periconiaceae
Source: the annotation of a GenBank genome assembly
CUUUCCACUGACGCUGACGUCCGCCGCCUCCAUCUACAGACCACCAACGACAUCGAGACCACCACCAUGAAGUUGUCCAGGGGCCUCGCCCUUUCCACGCUAUGCAGCGCAGCUUCCGCCGCCAGAGAAGGACACGUCUACGUGUACGAUAAGGUCCCCGGAUCCCUACCGCAGGCACCCACCACGGUGACGCCUGAGACAGCUCGAUUGAUCCUCGCAAGACGGAUGGGCCUCUCCGACUUUCAUUCAUUAGAGAACCCCAGCGAGGACACGAUUCGGAAUCUCAAUGUUUAUGGAGGGAAUCAGCCCAAGCUCUUCGGCGGACACCGCCAGAACGAUCUGAAGAUGCAGACCGUUAUGUGGAUUGAUGAUGUGGAAGACUUUGAAGUCUUUGCAUCUUGCUUCCAGGACAAAGAUUGGAUGAAACUCACCGUCUCCGAUCCCCCUUCCACGUCGGACAACGAGCGUCUUAUCGAGGACAUGGCUCUGCAAACGAACGCUCUGGACGACCACACACGCAAGUCCGGGUCAGACUCUGACAGCAAGAACGAGUUUCUCAAUGAUUGGCUUAGGGUGGCGAGCCGGAACUAUGAUGUUGUCCGGAAGACAACCCAGAAGAAUGAGUGUCCGUUCUCGCACCACAACAGCGUUACGCCCUCGAUGACCGUUGUACUUAUGCCGCCAUCCUCCCCCAAAUCCAAGCGCCGCGUACAGCCCUAUGGACCCUACACCGUCCCAUCUCCGGACCAUCUCCGCCGUGAGGUCGCAGAGGCUCACAUCUCCAAAGAGACGCCCCUCUCCCUAGCUUCUACCACACCCGACCUCCCUGAUGAUCUCGAGACUUUCCCCGUCAUCACCGCAGCUAAAGAGAAGGGCGACAAUACCACAGCUCCCUUGGGUAUCUUGAAGACCUGCUACGAGUCACAGUCCAAGUGCGUGGCCGCCACCAACGCGUGCACAGGUCACGGCAAAUGCGUGAACAGGAAUGGAGGCAAGAAAGAGAGAGGAUUCGACUGCUGGCACUGCGCCUGUGAAGCCGAGGUCAAGAUGCAUGAUGGCAAGGGUAUGGAGACGGGCAAGAAGACUGUCUACUGGGGCGGACCCGCUUGCCAGAAGAAGGACAUCUCGACACCGUUUUGGCUUCUUACUGGCACCGCCGUGUUGCUUGCAUUCUUGAUCAGCUCUGGUAUUGGAUUGAUGUACUCUAUGGGAGCCGAAGAGUUGCCUAGCGUGAUUGGUGCUGGUGUCAGCGGCCCGUCAAGGAAGUAA